Molecule: messenger RNA, 2410 nt
Organism: Ictalurus furcatus (blue catfish)
Lineage: Eukaryota; Metazoa; Chordata; Actinopteri; Siluriformes; Ictaluridae
Gene: desi1a
Product: desumoylating isopeptidase 1a
Exons: 6
Coding region: 86-595 (169 amino acids)
Biological process (GO): protein modification by small protein removal
Molecular function (GO): peptidase activity
Source: RefSeq, a predicted model, not a curated record
UGACGCGGCAGGCUGCUGUGGAUUGCUGGUCAUUUUCAUCACCAGCAUAGCAACAAAAAAAAGAAAGGAAAAAAAAGAGAAAAAGAUGGAUAAAAACAGUACAACAUUCUCCGUCCAGCUUUAUAUUUACGACUUGUCAAAGGGAAUGGCGCGCCAGCUCAGCCCGAUAAUGCUCGGGAAGCAGCUUGAUGGAAUUUGGCACACGUCCAUCGUGGUGUUCGGAGAGGAGUUCUUCUUCGGAGGUGUAGGGAUAUCCAGCUGCCCUCCGGGCGGGACGAUGCUCGGGCCACCCGAUACAGUGGUGGAGUUGGGCAACACGGAGGUGAACGAGGAGAUCUUCAUGGACUACCUGUCCUCACUCGGAGAAACCACAUACAGAGGGGAGAGAUACAGGUUGUUUGAGCAUAACUGUAACACCUUCACUAACGAAGUGGCUCAGUUUCUGACAGGCCGAAAGAUUCCUUCUUACAUCACAGACCUGCCGUCUGAAGUGCUCUCCACGCCGUUUGGUCAGGUCCUGAGGCCGAUCCUGGACUCCAUCCACAUUGCGCCCCCUGGUGGCAGUGUUAUCAACAGCCAGAAUAAUCACAGCUAGGUCUCUUUCACCAGCUCCACACACACACACCCCCCCACACACACAGUGGCAGCUUGUGUUUGUGUUUAAACAGUCAUGUUGGGUUGAGACUCGGGGAUCAGUUGUAUGCUGAACAGACACACGGCUCCGAUCCUCGGCUCUGAUCCUCACUCUGCAGUCCUGAAGCCACAGUCAGGGAUCUCAUUACUCCAUCUCACUGUACACCGAGCUGCCGUUUCAUCAGGUCCACCUCCACUGACUGUACUGUACACUACAGGAUUGGCAUAGGUCUACCCCAUCCAUGAAUUUGGGGGGUGGGGGGGGUGGGACAACCACUGACCAGACAUGUGAUGUGCGUCCACGUCAUUCAAAUGUCUCUGUUUCACUGGGCAGCAUUUAACUCUAGUAAGAAACCAUGUUCAGUGUCAUCAGACACCAUUAUACAAACCAUUUGUUUACUAUGGGACAAAUCAGUUGAAUCACUUACAAUUGUUAACUAUGGGUUGAAUCAGUUGAAUCAAUUGAAUCACUUACAAUUGUUUACUAUGGGAUGAAUGACUUGAAUCAUUCAAAUCAGUUAAAUUACUUACAUUUAUGUACUUUAUUAAUCCGUGAGGGGAAAUUGUUAAUCAGUUGAAGUCAGACAAAUUAUUCAAAUCUCACACAUUUACGAGAGAAUCUACCAAAUCCCUUACGAUUUUCAGCUAUGAGAUAAAUCACAUGAAUCAAUCAAAUUACUUACUUCCUCGAUUGGACUGACUGUUUGAUCAGCCAUGUUUGUGAAAAGAAUGAUAGGAUUGGCUUCAUUGUAAAGGACACAUGGGACACUAGGUCCAAAUUUUUCAGCCGUUUUCCUGCCUUCUGAUUGGAGCACAGUGAUGAUUCAGGUGGUGUUGAUUCUCAGUACAGCAGUGACACUGAUGUGGAAGUAUGUGUGGCACAGGUACGAGUGUUUAUAUAAAAGUAACAGAGUGGCUGCAAGACUUGUGUAUUAAUAAUAAUCUGUGUGUGUGUAUAAAAAUGAAUCCCUGAUUGUGGCACAUACGAUUCAGCCAUGCUGCAUUUUUUAGAAAAUUCUGAAUGUGAUUAAAAUUUCUUGCAAGCAAAUAUUAUCGACAUAAUAUUCAUUGUCUUGUUUUUAAUGCAGCCGGUUCGCCAUGGAAACGGCUUAGAAAUAUUGACACGAGCUCCAGCGCUGGCCGUCUUUAAACACACGCGACAUAAUGAACGUCUUAUAGCAGCUAUGUUUAUAUUCAGAUAUGUUACUACAGUUUGAACCCAUCCUAUAGUCAGCAAAUGGGUUUUAAAUCGAGUAUUAAUUAUAAUUAAAAUGGUUAAUCUAACAAUCUUUAGUAAAUGAAGCCUAUAGUGUUUGUAGUGUGAUUUCUAAUCCUUUUCAGUGUUACACAGUGUUAAAUCUCUCAUGAACUACUGAUCUUUGUCCAUUUAUUUGCACAUUAUUUGAACUCCUGACCUAUUUCCUGUGUUUUCAGUCACUGCACUUUGUGUUUAAGUUUGUAGUUGCCAUAUUACAGUAUUUUUUUUCUUCAGCAAAGCCUAGGAAAACAAAGAUUAGCACGACUGGACUGACCGUACCGUUACGUUCACAGGGUGUCAGAACCUGGUUUUGUGUUCACGCAGUGUGAUUUGUGAUGCCUGAUUUGGUUUUAACCGAAGAACACCUUUGUCACUUUAUUAUCAUCAUAUUUUAACUUAUCAUUGCAAUUUCUAUUUAUUAACAAUAAUAUAAUUAAAUGAUCUAUUAUGUUGGCAUAAAUAUUUAUUUGGUGUUAUGAUUUACGCAAUGUGUUACAUGUGUACUCUGUCAUAAUAUGU